Drosophila teissieri is the source of this 2020-nucleotide messenger RNA. RefSeq names its product endophilin-A (gene EndoA). The coding region runs from base 514 to 1623 and encodes 369 amino acids. NCBI's taxonomy places the organism in Eukaryota, Metazoa, Arthropoda, Insecta, Diptera, Drosophilidae. Gene Ontology annotation, molecular function: protein binding. The record is from RefSeq and is a predicted model, not a curated record. Gene Ontology annotation, cellular component: glutamatergic synapse; cytoplasm; presynapse. The transcript has 2 exons. Gene Ontology annotation, biological process: synaptic vesicle uncoating.
GCUUCUGUCAGAGCUAUCGAUAGUCCCGCAGCUCUGGUGGCUUAGUGCCGUUGAAAAUUGUUGUACACAGUCAAGAUAUUGAUUUUUGCGAGCCGAGAGGAAAACGCGACCCCAGAACCCCCGCCCCCUGCGCGCGACUAGUAGUAGUAGUAACGACUCACGGUCCUUCAAACAUUACGCAGCCCAAGGUUCUGGAAAAAAUCGAAGAUUACGAGCAGAGCAACAAAAAAGGGGCAGAACGUGCAGAGCAAGCGAAGCGAGUGAAAGUGCCCGCAGUUCCGCAGUCAGCAAAAGUAGAACUCGAACUCGAACUCCAACUCGGGCUACAGUUCUUCAAGCCAAUCCGAGUUUCCCGACUCGCAGCCUCCCCUGAGCAGUUGCGGAAAAUAGGAAAAGAACCCCCGAAGGGAGCACCCCCCGCGGAGAAGGAACGGAGAAAAGUGCAGUCCGCCAACUGCGUCGAGCGCCCCGACCAAUUUAACCAGAGGAAAAGCAAAAGAGACAGCAGCAGCCAUGGCUUUCGCCGGACUUAAAAAGCAGAUCAACAAGGCCAACCAGUACAUGACGGAGAAGAUGGGCGGCGCCGAGGGCACCAAACUGGACAUGGACUUCAUGGAGAUGGAGCGCAAGACGGACGUCACCGUGGAGCUGGUGGAGGAGCUGCAGCUGAAGACGAAGGAGUUCCUGCAGCCGAAUCCCACGGCACGGGCCAAAAUGGCAGCGGUCAAGGGCAUCUCGAAGCUGUCCGGACAGGCCAAGUCCAAUACGUAUCCGCAACCGGAGGGCCUGCUCGCGGAAUGCAUGCUGACUUAUGGGAAGAAGCUCGGCGAGGACAACAGCGUGUUCGCGCAGGCGCUCGUCGAAUUCGGCGAAGCGCUGAAACAGAUGGCCGACGUCAAGUAUUCGCUGGACGACAACAUCAAGCAGAACUUUUUGGAGCCACUGCAUCAUAUGCAGACCAAAGACCUCAAGGAGGUAAUGCAUCAUCGCAAGAAGCUGCAGGGCCGGCGGCUUGACUUCGACUGCAAGCGUCGCCGGCAGGCCAAGGACGAUGAGAUUCGUGGUGCCGAGGACAAGUUCGGUGAAUCACUUCAGCUGGCCCAGGUGGGCAUGUUCAAUCUGCUCGAGAACGAUACGGAGCACGUCUCCCAGCUGGUCACCUUUGCCGAGGCACUAUACGAUUUUCAUUCGCAGUGUGCGGAUGUCCUUCGAGGCCUGCAGGAGACACUGCAGGAGAAGCGCUCCGAGGCGGAGAGCCGGCCACGCAACGAGUUCGUGCCCAAGACGCUGCUCGAUCUGAACUUGGACGGCGGUGGCGGCGGCCUCAACGAAGAUGGCACGCCGUCUCACAUUAGUUCGAGCGCCUCGCCGUUGCCCUCGCCGAUGCGCUCGCCCGCCAAGUCGAUGGCCGUAACGCCGCAGCGCCAGCAGCAGCCCUGCUGCCAGGCCCUCUACGACUUCGAACCGGAGAAUCCCGGCGAACUGGCCUUCAAGGAGAACGACAUCAUCACCCUGUUGAAUCGUGUGGACGACAACUGGUACGAGGGCGCGGUGAAUGGCCGCACUGGCUACUUCCCACAGUCCUACGUUCAGGUGCAGGUGCCCCUGCCCAAUGGCAACUAGGCUGUUCCUGUAUUCCUCGUAUUGAUCCUGAUCCCGCACUCCCAUCCCUUAAACCUAUCCCAUCCUAUCAAACUGGCUGAAGACGUACGUAGAUCGCUGAUUGGAGAACAAUAACCUAAAUGUUGGUUUCGCCACAAGAGGCGCGAAAUUGGGCAGCCGAAGCCGAUGCAGAAGCAGAUGCAGAUGCAGCAGCGGCAGCAGCAGAAGCACAUAAAUGCAAAUAUAUAUAUAGUUGAAUUAGAUGAGAGGGUUACUACGAUUACGGAUAUUACGAUACGGCUUAGCUAGCACACAGCAGGCUAAAUUCAUGGUGGCCAUAGAGCAAGCUAACUAAAUUUUAUGUGCAAAAUUAUACCAGUUGGCAACACAAUAAUUAACAAAUUAACUACGAGUUAAA